AUGGCAUUUGUAUCCGGAGGGGGAGGCGGUGGUAGCAGUGGAGCUGGAAUAGGAAGUGGUUUACCGACGGUAGCACAACCAGUAGCUACACCGUGCGGUAUACCCUCAGCGUCGUUACGUGCUCAGGAUGCGCAAGCGAUGUCACCGCGUAGUGCAGCAUCACUCAAUGCAGCAGCUUUGGCAGUUGCGCAAGUUUCAACAUCUCCAAUUCCUGCAGCUCAUCUACUUUAUCAACAAUUUCUUUCGGCCGGAGCUAUUGCAGCACAAUCACAGCUAUUGCAAGGGACUGCAGCGGCUGCAGCUGUAUCACAAACGGCACCAUCUCUUCCGCCACCGACGCAAAUAUUACCGCAGGCUGCAGCAGCAGCAGCAGCAGCAGCAAAUGCCGUGGCGGUCGCUGCGCAACAACAACAGCAAUCCGUUCCGUCUCAACAACAGCAAACAGCAUCUGCAUCACAGUCACAACAGCAGAAUCAAGCAUUUGUAUUGGCAAAUGCGGCGCAAGCGCUUGCGAUCAAUCAACUACUGUUGCAGCAGAAUCCGCUUCAGCAACAGGUGGCACGAAAUUUCUUCCUAGCACAUGUCAUGAAACGUCAGGUACAAGCAGCAUUGGCGCAACUGCUCAAUCCGUUCGCCUAUUAUCAGCCACACUUGACGGCAUUACUGCAACAAAGUCAGCUCACCGCUGCCAAUCACAUGCAACAACCGCAGCAACCGGCUCAAAUUCAAGUUCAGAAUGGGAUUGGAGCACCGGUUGCUGUUCAGCAACAGCAAAAAAUGAUUGAAAAUUUGCUGGCAGAACAAAUGGCUCGAAAUCCGACAACACACGACAAAAUAGAUAUAUCACAGCCGGUCGUAGCGGACAGUAGAAAUAUCGGGUUGCUGACAAGUGCGGAGUUCGUUAAGGAACACAUAUCUCGGUUGAUUAGUGAAAAUGAAGCAAUUCUGGAGCAGAAUCCAGGUCUUAUCAAAAGGCGCCCAUAUCAUCGUCAAGUAGGCUCGCAAUCGUCCGUUGAACUUGAAACGGGUAUUAGAAGUCAAAGUAAUUCACCAGGUUUACGUGACGUACGCUUACAGUUUACACACAGUCAGUCAUUUUAUGAAUCGCACAAACCACUUGCCAUACGAGUAACCGGUGGACCAUUAACCAACGGUCAUCCAAUCGUAAAAGCAUCAGACAAAUGCACAUGCAAUUAUUGCGAAUUAAAAUUCCCAAAUGACGCUGCUCUUGUUGCUCACGAAAUCCGUUGCAGCAAACGGGCUGAGAUACAUUCGCAAGCAACGUCGUCAUCAGCAUCAUCACCAACAGUAGCCGCUGCACAUCUUCAAAUGACUCAGCAACAAAACUCGGCAAAUGCUGGAGUUGGGCGUAAGUCGAUUACGUGCAAUAAUAAUACUAUAUCUUCUCCCGUGUUGCACGAAAAUCGUCAUCCACUCAAACGACGGCUUCUAGCAGCUGCAGAACAUCUCGACGAAUCGCAAGCAUCCACAAGCAAAACUCCGAAAUUGGAAACGCCUAAAGCAAAUGCAAAUGUUACAAAUGCAGUCUGUAUAUCGUUCCCUACGACACAUAACAAAACACCAGUAGUUCCCCAGCGAAGUUUCAGCAGCAUUAGUAAUAUUAGCGCUGUUAGUGAGACUUCCGCUCCUGCUACACAAACCAUGAUGAUGGUAACUUCUCAUCUCACUAAUCAGUUUGUAAGUUCGAAGAAUCCACAAACGUAUCAGCGAAUAUGUCCUCCCUCAACGAUCCCACAAAGCAUCAGUGCAGCGGCCAACAAACCAUACAUUUUAACGUUGAACGACGUAUCAGCAGUCCGCAAUGACGGUACGUCACGUCGAAGUCGCAUGCGCAAUAUUACAACAGAAACGUUUGCUACGUUGAACAAGCCUCAGCCAAUAUUCUGCCAGCAUAAGCCGAAACUAAGCAUGUACAGCAACUGGCAACAAAGUGCCGUAGAUUCAGAGGAAGCAAAAUUAAAUUUGCUGUACAUAAGCACAUGUUCAACAAAACCACGGAUAGGUGUUAAGCAGCUAUGGAGGUAUACUACGGCAUUACGUGAAAUGGGUGUCCUGAAAGUGACGCAUUCUUCAUUUUGGGAUUACUCGACCAAAAUACGCUUGCGUCAAAAUGCAGCUGCUACUACAACAACGACAGCACCGAUGCAUUCUCAAGCAGUGGUUGCAACGUUUGUUCAGGAACGCUCUUCUACUAUCGCAUCGACAUCAGCAACUGUUUUUAUCAGUUUCACAUCGCCAAGUAACCCUCCCAACGGAAAGAGUGAUAAUGAUGCAAACAUUAAUGAUAAAGAGAAUAUGGCAAUGGCGGAGAAGGAUCGAAAUGCUUUAACUUCAUUUAAAGAAAUUACUGAUAAACGACAAUCACAGAGAACUGCGAAUGAGUCAACAAAAACGUUGUCUCAGAAAAUUGUGGGAGGUUAUUUCUCAAAUGAAGUGUAUGUAUAUGUCCGUGGACGUGGACGUGGUCGGUAUGUAUGCGGUCGUUGUGGGAUACGUUGUAAGAAACCGUCGAUGUUGAAAAAACAUAUUAAGUCACAUUCGGAUAUACGGCCAUAUGGUUGUAAACAGUGUAAUUUCAAUUUUAAAACAAAAGGUAAUCUUACCAAACAUCUGCAAUCGAAAACACAUCGUCGUAGAAUGGCUGAAAAAGAGAAUCAGAAAAUAACUGAGCAAGAUUCGGAUAGCGAUCAUGAUCGAUUAGAAAUUGCAAGUCUUAGUGGGACCGCCUCAACUUUUAGUAACGAUCCACUUUCAGACGAUGAAUGCUCAUCAGACGAAGAAUUGCGACCACCCUGCAGUGACAAAAACAAAAAUAUGUAUCGAAAAUUUGGUCAAGAAAACACAUUAAUGGAACGAACAGCUCAUACACCGCCAAUGUUAUGGAUUGUUGGUGAGACGGUUUUUGACUGGGCGAUUCCGAAUUGCCUACGCUCAUGUCACAGCGCACCACCUAGUGCGCGGUAUCCAUCAGAAGGACGAAAGCAGCAAAAACUGUUGGAAACGAAUUUUCUGUUGAAAAAGGAUACCUCAGAAGAGGUCCGUAGCUCUGAAAUCAAACAACCAUCAACCUGUGCUAUAGCAGUGGUUCAAACUUUAGCAUCUACAACCAACGUUUGUUCACAAUUGCAGUCAUUAUCAUCCUUCAUAACAGAGCAGCAGCCUUCAGUGGGAGCAUUUUUUGCUAAGGAGACAAUGAUAUGCGAUAUUUGCAAGCGUGUAUUUCGAAGUUCGACGGAGAUGACAUUGCAUCGCAAAAUCCAUUUAAUUGGACCGUCAAAUUCACGUAUACGAUCUUAUCAGUGUAAUGAAUGCAAAUAUUCGGCUCGAUCACGUAAUGCUUUGCAGCGACACAUGGAAGAAAGGCAUGGAAUUGUUGAAAGUUUGCAAGCAGAACAACUAAAUGAUUCAGAUAACGAAGAAACCAAUACAAACUCAUCGUCAAUGAAUCCACGAUCAUUUAUGUGUACCGAUUGCAAUAUUGGAUUUCGAAAACAUGGUAUCCUCGCGAAACAUCUGCGCUCCAAAACCCAUGUAAUGAAGCUGGAAAGUUUACGUAUCAUCCCAGAAGAUUCUCUAUCACUGAUAACACGUAGGGAGGGAGGUGUAUAUUUGAACGAAAUUGAUACGACGGAUUGUGAGCAUGCACGACAGAGCAUUCUCGGAAUUAUUUCUACAUUACGUGAUUCAAAUACGUUGGAAUGUCGUGAACAAAUGUCGCAUUUGUCAGUGCCGUUGCUACAUAUUAGCAAUAAUAAUAAUAAUAAUAAUCAUAAUAGCAUGAACAUUAGCUAUUCGUCGCAACAGUUAAAGAUGCAGCGUUCUCCGGUACCAUCCACUAGCCAAUCCUUUAUUGAACAUAAACGAUUCCUAACUGGUCAACAGCACACAACAAAACGUCCCGAUGUUCUAGCAGUAAAAAUACCGAUUGAAAUGACACCAAGAAAAUGCGAUAUGACAAUGUCGCAACGAAAAACAGACGAGUUGAAUGGGAAAUCGAUCUCCGCAAAUGUUUGGAUGCCACCGAAACUUGAUUCUUCUGAUCGUCGCUCUGUUGAUUUAAUUGGACGUUCAACAGUUGACUCCGCUGCUCUUUCGGAUAACGGUUCUUCUGUACGAUCCGAUGAAGCAAACAGUGAAGGAGCUGGACGUAGCGAAAGCUCGACACCAACGCAACGUGUUUUAGCUGGUACUGCGCCAUCACCCCUUUUGCCAACUUCUACCAGAUGCAGUCUUUGUGAGGUCAACUACGAAUCCAGCUUUGAUUUGCAGGUACAUCUUCACGCUGAUCAUGUAAUGCUGCGAGAUGGCAAAGAUUUUUGCUGUCCAAAGAAACAAUGUGACAAAGUCUAUCCAAGUCGUGAAAAUCUCAGGCAGCAUAUCGCUGCACACUAUCAUGGCGGUGUUACUGCACCCUUGCCAG
This is a messenger RNA of Acanthocheilonema viteae, 4441 nucleotides long. Lineage: Eukaryota; Metazoa; Nematoda; Chromadorea; Rhabditida; Onchocercidae. The record is from the annotation of a GenBank genome assembly.